CCAGACUUCUAUCGUUCUCUCCUGUGAUCAGCGUGUGUGUCUAUGACGUCACUGGCCCUGCUCCCUCGCCCCACUCUCGCCCACCCUCCCCGCCCCCGCGUGCUGACGUCACAGCUCUGACGUCAUGGUGAUGCAAGACUUGCUGGCGCUCAUGUCGGCCGCGAGACCCGAACCCACGGACGCCCGUGCCGUGUCCAGUCCCACACUGGACCAUGAGGCCGCAUCAAGGGGCUCCUCCGCCCGCGCAGAGGUCAAGAGGUCAAGGCCGGGCACCGCCAGGUCACGCGGCGAGGUCAGUGGGUCACGACCCGGCACCUCAAGGUCACGUGGAGAGGUCAACAGGUCAAGGCCCAGCACGUCUCGGCACGGGUCCGCCACCGCCCCCCGCCCCCCCUCCACCUUCUCCUCUCGCCUCAGUGACGACUUGUCUCCCGAGCUGAUGCAGGGCGUGGCUGACUUCUUCCUCCACGACGACCAGGUGGCUGGGGACCACGUGACCGGUGACGUCACGCCGCGGGGGUCGGGGGAGGGUCGUCUUUCGAGGUCCCUCAAGGCGUGGAUGCCCGCCUACAGGAUGCGCUCCCUCCCCCCGCAGCCCCACCCGCCCCGACAGCCAGUGUUUAGCGCCAGACUCGGGGAUCAGAUGAAGAUCAAGCGGGCGGACAGCACCGAGUCGGUAAACACGCUCAUCUCUCUCUUCAGCUGCUCCAGCCACGGAAGUCACGUGAGGCUUGCCCCGCGCAGGCGCAGACGGAGGAAGAGGCUGACGACUCCGGGGGGAGGUGAGGUGGACAGAUUGGAGGACGGGACGAGCGUGUGGGUACAGCUGGCCAGUAAACCCAAGACCUCCAUUGACCGGAUGUUGCAGAUGCACGCCAUGUACGCGCAGAUGGACACCGAGACGGAGAUCUUCAAGCGGCUGCCGGAGGAGGAGAGACAGAUGGUCACUCGUGCCGGACACUCCAGGGGUGUCCAGUUAGGCCCGGCUAGACAGCGGAGCGACAGCGCCUCCAACGUCCACAAGAAGAUGGCGGGCAGGAAGAAGAAGCUGACCCGUGCCCAGUCGGCUGGGGGUCACCACGACGGACCCAUGAUCAACUUCCUGGAGAUGAGACGCCAGAUUGUGAACCAGAGGAUCGCGGCCAUGCAGCAACAGAACCACAGCUCUCAGCGCGCCGCUCGUCUCUCCAGCCGCCGCUCACUCGGCACGCGCAGCCUCUCACGCCAGUCGCUCACCUCCUCAGGGAGUAACGAGCCCUGGCCCUCCAACACCCCGCGCAACCUUUCGCCCCUGGACCUGGAGUCGGAGCUGCACCAAGAUGACCCUGUGUCCGUGUGGAAGGGCGACUCACAGAUCCUGGCUAUUGACCUCAAGCGAGGGCUCACGGCCAAGGUCAAGUCUAGGAUCAUGUCCACCACCACAGCCCUGGAGAGAGCCACUGGCUACGGCGACGACAACGAGGCACGCACCUACGUGGGGCCGCUCGAGGAGUACCCCGGCCUGGUGGAGGAAGACUACAGUCACGUGGCCAAGAUACCUCAGCGGCUGCGAAUCUCCCCCCACCUCAGCAACGUGAUUCGAACAGACAUCCACGUUCGUAUGGGGCGGCCGCGCUACCACGAGAUCCGGGAGAAGGACCUGGUCAUGUGGGACAGGGGUCAGUUCCUUGACCGCGCACACCGGAACCUCAAGGUCUUCAACUGGCUGCACAGCCUCAAGGAGUCCGACUUUGACAUGCGCAUACCGGAAGCUGUGGAGGACACGCCCCCAGGAUGUGACGUCACGACACGUGAUGAGGUGGUGGUGUCGGUGGACGAUCCCAAGAUAAAACCUCUGUUUGAGAGAUUGAAGACACAGUACAUCGUGUGACCCCCAAGAUAAAACCUCUGUUUGAGAGAUUGAAGACACA
This is a messenger RNA of Aplysia californica (California sea hare), 1910 nucleotides long. RefSeq lists its product as uncharacterized. The transcript has a single exon. Lineage: Eukaryota; Metazoa; Mollusca; Gastropoda; Aplysiida; Aplysiidae. The coding region runs from base 125 to 1870 and encodes 581 amino acids. The record is from RefSeq and is a predicted model, not a curated record.